AUGGCCUCUUCGUCCGCGGCCAACGUGCACCUCCUCCCAGAGUCUGGCACGGAGCGAUCGCACACAUCUGGAAACGAGAGUUCACCGGAGUCUCGGAGAUUUCCCCCAAAAAACUCAGCUGGAAAUGUGCCUAUCUUUGAACACGGCGAAGAAGAGGAGGGUCCGAUCCCAGCUGGUGUCUGUCUGGAGCAGAUUAACGCAGAGCUCAGGAUUUACACCGAUCUGUGCGGCGGCCGAUCGAAACCAGAUGUGACCAAUCACAGGGCGGCUCCUCACGCAGCGAAGCCUCCAGGACAAACACGGGGCAGAGGGGAGGCCAGGGCAACAAGUUAG
Molecule: messenger RNA, 333 nt
Organism: Knipowitschia caucasica
Lineage: Eukaryota; Metazoa; Chordata; Actinopteri; Gobiiformes; Gobiidae
Source: the annotation of a GenBank genome assembly